This is a messenger RNA of Papaver somniferum (opium poppy), 3697 nucleotides long. RefSeq names its product pentatricopeptide repeat-containing protein At4g02750-like. The coding region runs from base 312 to 3098 and encodes 928 amino acids. The transcript has 5 exons. The record is from RefSeq and is a predicted model, not a curated record. NCBI's taxonomy places the organism in Eukaryota, Viridiplantae, Streptophyta, Magnoliopsida, Ranunculales, Papaveraceae. Gene Ontology annotation, molecular function: protein binding; RNA binding; zinc ion binding. Gene Ontology annotation, biological process: RNA modification.
UAUAGCUUGCUGCACACUGAGAGAAGGGAGCUCAAGAUCAUCAAACUUUGGCGUAUAGGCACAAUCUUCCCUAAGAACACCCAUAUAAUACUUCUUAGCCUCCACCUUUAUCUGAUCUUUGUCAUGAGACAUUGAACCAUCAAUCAACAGAGAGUGAAUAGAGUUAAUUCUCUGGUUAUAAGAAGCGUUCUUAUGAAAAAACGAGAAUUUCUUUCCCUAUCCGCUGGCCAUUCACCUUUGGCUCUAGCAAACCACUUCCUAGCCAAAUUCAGAGAAGCUUUUUUGUGAUCAAAGCAGAGCGAUUACUGUUAAUGGUUUUGUUAAGAUGCAGAAACCUGCCAACAUGUUCACUGAAUCAUCAAUUGAUUCACUACUUUCAUUCUCUCUCCUCUUCAUCAUCUCUGUCGAUUCACCAACACCCACAGAACGAUCUUUUGCGUUGCAACUCGAGGAUCCGAGAGUUAUUGAGAAACAGAAGAGUAGGAGAAGCUCGAAAUAUGUUCGACGAAAUGGCUCAACGAAAUUCCAUUACUUGGAAUUCUAUGAUUACAGGGUAUUUUCGAAAUGGACAAGUUGAAGAAGCAAAAUUACUUUUUGAUAGUUUUGCUGGAAAAAACAUUAGAACUUGGACAACUAUGGUUUCUGGGUACACGAACAAUGGUAAACUUGAAGAAGCUCGGCGAGUAUUUAAUUUGAUGCCGGAAAGAAAUGUAGUUAGUUGGAAUGCUAUGAUUAAUGGGUAUGCUAAAUAUGGGGAUUUGAAAUCAGCUAGGAUUUUGUUUGAUGGAAUGCCAGAGAGAGAUACCAAGUCAUGGAAUACGAUGAUAACUGGGUAUAGUCAUUGUGGUUUGUUGAGAGAAGCUCGUGAGUUAUUCGAGCAGAUGCAAAAUAAGGAUAUAGUGUCAUGGUUGGUGAUGAUUUCGGGCUACGUUCGUAGUAAUGAUCAUGUUGAAGCAUGGAAUAUGUUUUCGAAGAUGCAUCAUGGUGGUGUGAGACCUGAGCAGUCCAUUUUUGUUGUUACCCUUUCGGCUAUAACAGGAUUGAAUAGUCAAACAUUGAUCAAGAUGCUGCAGACAGUAGCUAUCAAGACUAAUUUUGAGAGAGAUGUGAAAGUGGGUACCGCGAUAAUGAAUGCCUAUACAAAAACUGGAAAACUAGAGCUGGCUUUGGAUUUUUUCAAGACCAUGUCUCAAAGAAAUGAAUUUACUUGGACCACGAUCAUUGGGGCGUUGUCAAAAAGCGGAAGAUUGGAAGAUGCUAUUGCAAUGUACAAUCAAGCUCCAGAGAAAAAUGUUCCUACUCAAACUGCACUGCUGACUGCAUUUGCACAGCAUGGGAAAAUCCAUGAAGCUAGACGUAUUUUUGAAGAAAUAAAAAAUCCAAAUGAGAUCACUUGGAACGCAAUGGUUACUGGAUAUGCACAGAGUGGGAUGCUUGAAGAGGCAGGUAUGAUUUUUCAAAGCAUGCCUGUUAGGAAUAUAGAAUCUUGGGCAACCAUGAUUUCUGGGUUGUCACAAAAAGGCCAGAGUGAAGAAGCUUUGAAUCUGUUAGCCGAGCUUCAUAGAUCAGGAAUGGUGCCAAAUCACUCCACUUUCACUAGCUCUCUUUAUGCCUGUGGCAAUAUUGACUCUCUUGAGGUAGGUAGACAAAUCCAUACUCUUACUGUUAAAACAGGUUGCCAGUUCAACUCAUAUGUAGGAAACGCAUUGAUUUUGAUGUAUUCUAAGUGCAGAAAAAUGGAAGAUGUCCAUCAGGUUUUCAAUACAAUGAGAGUUAAAGAUAUUGUAUCUUGGAACACUAUGGUAUCAGUCCUUUCUCAUAAUGGCAAGUUGGUUGAUGCGCGUACUGCUUUCGAGAAAAUGCCCCAACGUGAUAUUGUUUCUUGGACUGCUAUGAUGUCUGGAUAUGCACAAGCAAGACUUGGGUAUCUUGCAUUCGGUCUCUUUCUUGACAUGUUUGCAUCAGGAGUUAAUCCAGAUCAGUCAUCUCUAACUGCCCUUCUUAGUACAUGUGCGGACUUAGGUGUGGCGAAGCACGGUAAACAAAUCCAUGCACUAGUAUUCAAAUUGGGCCUGGAUUUUGGAAUCUCCAUUGGUAAUGCUUUGAUAUUUAUGUAUUUCAAGUGUGGUUGUGAGGACGGAUUUCAAGUGUUUGAUGAGAUGCCUGAUCGAGAUGUAGUUUCAUGGAAUUCCAUUAUUGAUGGUUCUGCUGAAAAUGGGUUUGGAAUGAAAGCUGUCGAGCUCUUUGAACAAAUGAAGUCUGAAGGUACAAGGCCUGACCAGAUUAGCUUCGUGUGCAUUUUAUGUGCCUGUAGUCACGCAGGAUUCAUCGACAAAGGCUGGGCUUACUUCAAUUCCAUGAAUAGAGAUUAUGGAAUCAUGCCACUCGAGCCUCAUUAUGCAUGUAUGGUAGAUCUUCUUGGCCGAGCUGGGCACCUUUAUUCUGCCGAGGACUUCAUCGAAAACAUGCCUAUUGAACCAGACUCCAUUGUGUGGAAAGCUCUUCUUGGUGCUUGUAGGAUUCAUCAAAAUGUUGAACUUGGGCGUAGAGUUGCAGAAAAACUAUUUCAGUUGGAGCCACAUAAUUCAGGCAUUUAUAUAUUGUUAUCGAACAUUUAUGCAUCUUUAGGGAUGUGGAAAGAAGUAGGAGAAGUCCGAACCUUGAUGAGAGACCGAGGUGUAAGAAAGGAACCAGGAUUCAGCUGGAUUCAGAUCAAGCACAUAACCAGUUAUUUUGUUAACGGGGAUAAGACCCAUGAUCGGGCAGAAGAGAUUUUUUCGACCUUGAGGGAGUUUGUUGAGCGCCUAAAGGAAUACGGAUAUGUUCCUAAUACGCAUUUUGUUCUUCAUGACAUUGAAGAGGAGCAGAAGGAAAAUGCUCUCUUGUACCACAGUGAGAAACUAGCAAUCUCUUAUGGUAUCUUGAACACGCCAGAUGGAAGUUCAAUCCAGAUUAUGAAGAACCUUCGAAUUUGUGGUGAUUGUCAUACUUUUACAAAGUUACUGUCUAAAUUUACUGAAAGAGAGAUCAUUAUACGAGAUAAUAAAAGGUUCCACCAUUUUAGAGAUGGCUCGUGUUCUUGCGGAGAUUAUUGGUAAAAAUAUUGUCUUGGGUCUUUGAAGAUUAUCAUUGCAUCAUAACCAUAAUUUUUUCCUGUAAACAUGGUUUAAAUGGCGGAUGCCGAUUUUGCUUGAGGGAAACAAGGUCAAGCAAUUGUUAAUGAACCUAGAUGUUGCUGAGGUGAAUCAAAUGCAGAAUACGUUAACUGUCAGAAAAGAAUGAAACCACAGUUGAUGAGUAUUGAGGCAAGAGUUGCUGCUUGGACUUCCCUUCCAGAAGAAAUGGGGAGGCCAUGCAAGUACUGCAGUAUGCGAAUGGUUAAAACUAUGAGCCACAUUAUGGCUAUUUCCAUGAUAAGGGGCAACAACUGAAGGAUGAAUCUUGAUCAGACAGUGCCAAAAAGGCAUAUGCAGAUACACUGUCAGGCCUUUAGGUUGUAAAACUUGUAUAGUACAUAUGAGAUCGUAGAACCUAUAUUUUGUGCUUAGUAAUUUGUAAUCCCAUUUUUGCUGAUAGUACAUUGAGAGAGUUUAAGAAGUUGGGGGAAGUAAACACAGCAGCAGAAAGUUGGCUGAUAAUUUGUGCUUUGUAAUUUCCUUUUUCCUCAUAUUGAAUUCGGGAGGUUACAGCUGGUUAA